AGGCGAGGCGAAGCGCCGGAGAGCUGGAAUCGGCUGCCGUCGCUCGGACGCCGGACAUGGUGAAGGAGGACGAGUCCAGGGACAGGGCGCUGGAGCUGUUCCUGAAGAUCGGCCUCGACGAGCGCACCGCCAAGAACACCGUCGCCAACGGCAAGGUCACUGCGAAUCUGACGGCCGUGAUUCACGAGGCUUCUGUGACGGAUGGAUGCGACAAGAGCAUCGGGAAUCUUCUCUACACGGUUGCUACGAAGUACCCUGCCAGUGCUCUCGUGCACCGGCCCACAUUGCUCGAGCACAUUGUGUCAGCAAAGAUUAAAACUACAGCUCAGCUAGAUGCUGCAUUUUCAUUUUUCUCCAACACUGGUUCAGAGAGCUUUAAGCUUCAUGAGUUUGAAGAAGCGUGUGGUGUCGGAGUGGAGGUGUCCGUGGAAGAUAUUACACAAACUGUUGGUGAGAUUUUUGAAGAGAGAAAGAGCUCAAUCUUGGAGCAGCGUUAUCGAACAAAUGUGGGUGAAUUAUUUGGACAUGUUCGAAAAAAGCUGCCAUGGGCUGACCAAAAGAUUGUUAAGCAAAUCAUAGAUGCAAAAAUGCAUGAGUUGCUGGGUGAAAGGACUGCUGCAGAUGAUGAAAAGCCUGCAAAGAAGAAGGAAAAGCCUGUGAAAGUUGAGGAGAAGAAAGUUGCAGCGGCUGCUGCACCACAGCCCUCUGAAGAAGAACUUAAUCCAUUUAAGGAUUUUCCACAGCCAGAGGAUAAUUUCCAGGUGCAUACUGAGGUUUUUUUCAGUGAUGACCGUGUGUUGAGAUGCUGCAAUUCAAAAGAAAUGCUCAAUAAGCACUUAACAGUGACAGGCGGAAAAGUUUUCACUCGAUUUCCCCCUGAACCAAAUGGGUAUCUGCAUAUUGGUCAUGCAAAGGCCAUGUUUGUUAGCUUUGGUCUGGCUAAAGAGAGAUCUGGGUGCUGCUAUUUGAGGUUUGAUGACACAAAUCCGGAAGCUGAAAAAAAAGAGUACAUUGAUCAUAUCCAAGAAAUUGUUGAUUGGAUGGGUUGGAAACCUUUCAAGAUCACUUAUGCCAGCGAUUACUUCCAAGAGUUGUAUGAUCUGGCGGUGGAGCUUAUAAAAAGGGGUCAUGCUUAUGUUGACCAUCAGACACCCGAUGAAAUAAAGGAGUAUAGGGAAAAGAAGAUGAAUAGUCCAUGGAGGGACAGACCUAUUGCAGAGUCAUUAAAACUCUUUGAGGAUAUGAGAAGGGGUCUGAUCGAGGAAGGGAAAGCAACACUUAGAAUGAAGCAGGAUAUGCAGAGUGAUAACUUUAAUAUGUAUGAUCUCAUUGCAUAUCGUAUAAAGUUUACUCCUCAUCCUCAUGCUGGAGAUAAAUGGUGCGUCUAUCCAAGCUAUGAUUAUGCUCAUUGCAUUGUUGAUUCCCUUGAAAAUAUCACCCAUUCGCUCUGUACUCUUGAAUUUGAGACGCGGCGUGCUUCCUACUAUUGGCUAUUGCAUGCUCUAGACCUAUACCAACCUUAUGUGUGGGAGUACUCUCGGCUCAAUGUCACUAAUACUGUAAUGUCAAAGCGGAAGUUAAAUUAUUUAGUGACCAAGAAAUUUGUUGAUGGUUGGGAUGACCCACGUUUGAUGACCCUAGCUGGUUUGAGAAGAAGAGGUGUAACUUCAACUUCCAUCAAUGCUUUUGUUCGAGGAAUCGGAAUCACUAGAAGUGAUGGUAGCACAAUACGGUUGGAUCGCCUUGAGUAUCACAUUAGAGAAGAACUGAACAAAACAGCGCCUCGAACCAUGGUUGUUCUAUAUCCACUUAAGGUUGUUAUUACCAACUUAGAUGCUGGCAGUGUGAUGGAUCUGGAAGCAAAGAAAUGGCCUGACGCUCAAACAGAUACAUCUGCCAUCUACCAGGUCCCCUUUUCGAAGACGGUGUACAUAGAACAGUCAGAUUUUCGGAUGAAGGAUUCAAAAGAUUACUAUGGUCUUGCUCCUGGUAAAACAGUGAUGCUAAGAUAUGCAUUCCCCAUAAAGUGCACCAAUGUUGUCUUAGCUGAUGAUAAGGAAACAGUUGUUGAGAUUCACGCUGAGUAUGAUUCCUCCAAGAAAACAAAACCUAAGGGGGUGCUUCACUGGGUUGCUGAACCUUCCCAUGGUGUUGACCCACUUCAGGUGGAAGUCAGAUUGUUUGACAGGCUAUUUUUGUCAGAGAGUCCGGCUGAGCUUGGUAAAGAUUGGCUUGAUGAUCUCAACCCACAUUCAAAAGUUGUGGUCCCUCGUGCAUAUGCUCUACCAUCACUUCGAGAAGCUAAAGUGGGAGAUAGAUUUCAGUUUGAAAGGCUUGGGUAUUUUGUGGUUGACGAGGACUCUACUACAUCUGAGAAACUUGUCUUCAACCGGACAGUUACACUGCGAGACAGCUACAGUAAAGGUGGAAAGUAGGUCGUCAUGAUAGGACACUAGCCAUGCCAUGAGAUGCAACUAGAGAUGCACAGGUUCUGAAUACUUUGCAGAUGUAUAAACAGUUACAUUGAUUAUUAACCACAGGCUAUUAAUCAUUAUCCACAGGACUACUACGUAUAUCUUUGAAUUCAUCAUGACAUACCUAUUUUGUCA
Syzygium oleosum is the source of this 2609-nucleotide messenger RNA. Its product is annotated as glutamine--tRNA ligase, cytoplasmic. Gene Ontology annotation, biological process: glutaminyl-tRNA aminoacylation; translation. Bases 57 to 2435 code for a protein of 792 amino acids. The transcript has 23 exons. Lineage: Eukaryota; Viridiplantae; Streptophyta; Magnoliopsida; Myrtales; Myrtaceae. Gene Ontology annotation, cellular component: cytoplasm; cytosol. The record is from RefSeq and is a predicted model, not a curated record. Gene Ontology annotation, molecular function: ATP binding; glutamine-tRNA ligase activity.